This is a messenger RNA of Tremella mesenterica DSM 1558, 1602 nucleotides long. RefSeq lists its product as uncharacterized. NCBI's taxonomy places the organism in Eukaryota, Fungi, Basidiomycota, Tremellomycetes, Tremellales, Tremellaceae. Gene Ontology annotation, cellular component: mitochondrion. The record is from RefSeq and is a predicted model, not a curated record. Gene Ontology annotation, molecular function: metal ion binding; metalloendopeptidase activity. The transcript is spliced from 5 exons. Bases 1 to 1521 code for a protein of 506 amino acids.
AUGCUUCGGAUCUCAUCCCAAGCUGCGUCAUCCUCCCGUUCUACCCUCUCCCGAUAUGUCCUCCCUAACAGAAAUGCGACCUCCCUCUCUCAUACCGCCCAACUCGCCCCUCCGCCUGUCAUCACUACCUUGCCUAACAAGAUCAAGGUGGUCACUGAAUCCACUCCUGGCCAUUUUCAUGCUGUUGGAGUCUAUGUGGAUGCGGGGAGUAGGUACGAAACUUCUAGGCAGAGUGGAGUCAGUCAUUUGGUUGAUCGUUUGGCAUUCAAAAGCACAGAAUCCCACACGGACGCUGAGAUGACAUCCCUCAUCGACAAACUUGGCUCCCAAGUCUCUUGCUCAUCUUCCCGCGAGACAAUCAUGUAUCAAUCUACCAUAUUCCCAUCACAUCUCCCUUUAGCCGUCGAACUUCUCUCAUCUACCAUCCUACGACCUCUGCUCCUCCCCGACGAGCUCGAAAACCAAAAGGCUGCAGCGGCAUACGAAAUCCGUGAGAUCUGGCAGAAACCUGAACUCAUUUUACCCGAGAUACUUCAUACCGUGGCUUUCAGGGAUAAUACAUUGGGCAUGCCACUUCUUUGUCCAGAAGAACAACUGCCCGCUCUGGGUGAAGGAGAGAUCCGGGGUUUUCUGAACAGAUGGUAUCGACCGGAAAGGAUGGUUGUAGCCGGAGUGGGCAUGGCUCAUGAAGAGUUGGUCGAUUUGGUCAAACUGCAUUUCGAUGGGAGAACAACAAAUUCCAGCCUUACUACAGGAGCUGGGGGUAAAUUGUGGAAAGGGGAACAACGGACAGGUAGCAAGUCUUAUGCUACGGUUUCGUCAGCAGGGGAGGAGAGUGAGUUUGAGAGACUAAGAACGGCCAGGGCUGUGUAUACAGGUGGAGAGGAGUAUAUUGCUUCGGAGGGAGAUUGCGGAAACUAUGCGCUUGCAACACUGCAGACGUUGCUUGGAGGGGGAGGAUCUUUCUCUGCUGGUGGUCCUGGAAAAGGCAUGUACACACGAUUAUACACAUCCGUUCUCAAUCGCUAUCAUAAAGUCGAUUAUUGCGCUUCGUUCCAUCACUGUUACGCCGACUCUGGUCUGUUCGGGAUAGCCGCUACGGUCUAUCCAGACUUUGCAGGCAGUAUAGCCGAUGUCAUCGCGCACCAAUUACACACGCUCACCGGACCCGUUCCCGGUGGAAUUGACAAGAGGGAAUUUGCGAGAGCGAAGAAUAUGCUGAAGAGCACUUUGGUGAUGGCCUUGGAGAGUAGGAUGACUGCUGUGGAAGACCUUGGUCGCCAAACCCAAAUCCAUGGUCACAAAGUGCCCGUGGAGGAAAUGUGUGACAAGAUCGACUCGCUCACCAUGGAUGAUCUAUGGAGAACGGCCAACAGAGUACUUCAUCCCUCUUCUGGUCUUUCCACACUCAACUAUGGCCUAGGGUCUGGAAGAGCGACGGUAGUGGCCCAGGGGCCAAAUGUUGAGGGGUUGGGGGAUGUGGGAGGGGUGUUGCGAAAGUGGGGGUUGGGGAUGCAUUGAUUGGGCUGUGGGAUGAGCGAGGUAUCAAGUAGUAAUAGGAGUAGCAGUAGUAUCAGUCAAUGGGGAUGUAUCAUGACACAC